Molecule: messenger RNA, 2121 nt
Organism: Schistocerca gregaria
Lineage: Eukaryota; Metazoa; Arthropoda; Insecta; Orthoptera; Acrididae
Product: tRNA wybutosine-synthesizing protein 3 homolog
Exons: 5
Coding region: 704-1330 (208 amino acids)
Biological process (GO): tRNA methylation
Cellular component (GO): cytoplasm
Molecular function (GO): tRNA methyltransferase activity
Source: RefSeq, a predicted model, not a curated record
AGUAACUGCAAGCCUUUGGUUGACUGAAAUAGCUUUCCUGAAAUCCGUGUCUUUUUUUGAAACAAAAGGGUGAUAUCAUAUUUGCCAGAUAUUCAAAAUCGGUCGGUGAGAUCCGAGUUAAGUUACGGAAGCCAGAGCCGUCUUCCAUACUCAGCUCACGUAGCAGGUUAUUUCCGCCAGUUCUUCUAUAGAAUGUUUUUCUCCACCAACAACGAGGACGCCUUUCAAUUUGUUUGUGUAAACCUUCUAGUAUUGAUAAUGCAGCCCCAGACAUAACGCAGCAGCAGACGAUACGAACACAAUAACACAAGGGGCACUGCAGACGGCGUGAACACACGAGAAAUGUUUGCCACCAGUGUGGACGGAAACAGAGACCAGAAAUAAAUUCGGAAACAUUUGGGAAGCAUCGCAGAAAACAAUGUUUCCAACAGAAACAUGUUUCAAGUGGCAGUGUCUACGCGGCUUUAGACUGUCGUAGCUACUGGGUUUCAGCGAAUUGUUGUGAAAUGACGUAACGUUGAAUGUGAAUGCACACCGCUGUGAUAUGACCAACGAGUUUACUUUGAAUGUUUGUUUUUAAGCCAAAGAUGUAAGAAAGACCUUGUGCGUGCCUGAAGCUUGUUUGUUUUGUUACAUAUUUAUUGUGUAGCAGAGGCGGUAUGAAGUAGUGAUUGUGAGGAUUGUAGUAGUACAAAGUGGAAUAAUGCAAUGGUCCGAGAAAGAAUUUCAAGACAAAAAGAAACGGAUACUCAACAGUGCCGAUCUUAGUCGCAAAGGUAGUGUGGACAGUGACAUUGUUGAACUUGUUGAUUUUAUCAACUCUCACAGCCAAUACGUUACAACAAGUUCGUGUUCAGGCCGCUUGAUCGUCUUUUGUGAGGUGCCGUCAAUGGGAAACAGUAAAGAAGGAUGCAAGUGGUUGUACACAACCCAUGAUGACAUCGAUAUGGAGGAUAUGAUGAGUAAGCUCGACCCAACUGUGGGAGAUCUCGUGCUCAAAUUUGAACCGAUGAUUCUUCACGUACAAUGCCAUACGGUAGAAGACGCAAAACAUUUGCAUACUUGUGCCCUGGAAUCAGGCUUCCGCAACACUGGAGUCACAAUUGGUCACAGAGGAAAAGUCAUGCUGGCAAUACGUAGCUGCUUAAACCUGGAAGUUCCACUUUCUCAUGCUGGGAAACUAUUAGUCUCUGAAGAGUAUCUAAAAUUCCUUACUAGUAAAGCCAGUGAGAAGAUGAAGGAAAAUAAACGAAGAACCAUGAAUUUUUUCUCUAAAAUUAAAAACAUCAAAGAGAAAGAAAUUGUGAGAACAGAAGUACUGAAUUUCUAACGACAAUUUGCUUCUCUGAAACCCAGCUGAUUACUUCAGCUGCAGACCUUGCCUUGGAAACAGAUUUUUUUGAAGACGUAGCGACUGGAAUUCCGUCUACCCAGCCACAAUAAGAGAACUGAGCUCCAAUAAAUAAGCAGUGGCAUUGAUGCACAUGUAACUGAAGUAAUGUCAAGUCAGAAGAUUUGAUUGAGACUGUGAUCUAUGCAUAAUGUAUCUAUUUUAUAAUGUGAGCUAAAAAUGUUACUCCAGGAAUUCUUACAUUGUGUUUUGAGAGAACUAAUCAUUCCAUCUUAUUUUCUGCUAAAUCGUGUAUAUUACUUCCUACUUUUCCUUCAGGGGAAGCAUAUAAAUUAAAAAAAAAUGCUGGUAACUAGAUAAUAGAACUAGGUUGGUUUGUGAUUCUACACAUUAGCAGAAAUGUGUUGCUUCAUUCUGUGUGCAGAAUGUUUAUAUUAUAGUUUUCUGAUUAUCAAAGUAGUAGCCCAGGGAAAUACAUGGAUGAAACUGUUUUCUUGACAGAUAAGGAGGGGAAAUGCUGUAAUAGCAAGUUAUCAAGAAAACGCCUCUAUGACAUUACAAGGGCAAGUUUUCACAACAAGGAUUACAUUUUUAGGAUUGAAAAUAAUGCAGCACAGCUCAUUUAUCACCUCAGAUAACGAAGGAAACUCCAUGAAGAAGAAACUGUCCCUUUACUGUAGUGAUGGUUGUCAGAGUAAUUAAAAUAUCUGCCUAUAGUAUCUUAUGUUUGAAAUGUGUAUUUUGUGUAAUAAAACACCAGUUUUUGUUCA